AUGAGUCUGAUGAUGCUACCGCUGCUAAUUACCAGCAUCUUGCUUCUCAUUACUCCUAGGAGAUGUUUCGUCACAGCCUCCAGCGACAUUGCAGCAAUAACAACCCUCACGAAAUCCAUGGGCGGCGCCAUCUCCGCCGCAUGGGUUGGCACCGAGGUCUGUGAGAUGCUGGGCAUUGUCUGUGACCCGAACACCCUCCGCAUCAUCGACAUCGUCCUCCGCACCGACGAGGGCUCCGACCGAAACUCGAAGCUCCAUUUCGCCAAAGGAUGGGUCGGGCUGAGCUCCGACUCCAUCUGCCUGCUUGACCAACUCACCACACUCAUCGUCACCGACUACUGGCCCUCAAUCUCCGGCGAGAUCCCGCCCUACAUCGCCUCCCUCCCGCGCCUCCAAAUCCUCGACCUCUCUGAGAAUGGAAUCACCGAUGAGAUUCCGACGGGCAUGGGGAAGCUGAGCCAGCUCGUCGUGCUAGAUCUUGCCGACAACCAGAUCAGAGGCUCCAUUCCUCCAUCCGUAGUGGAGCUUAGCAGCAUGAAGCUCCUCGACAUCAGCAACAAUAGGAUCUCCAGCGAGAUCCCGUCGGAGAUGGGGAAGAUGAGUAUACUGAGCCUAGCAACGAUGAGAGGGAACCACAGUUCCACUGUAAAUAUUGACACGGUCACGGGCCCCCAGCCCGACACCGACCUCAGCAGACUCCAUAAACACUCGACUCAGGAGAUGCUACUGCAGCUAUUUCACGGUCUCCGGCGAGGCCCACCUGAUAGGCAUGGCAGAAAAAUAGCUCAGGCUAAGUAA
Messenger RNA from Striga asiatica, 798 nucleotides. NCBI's taxonomy places the organism in Eukaryota, Viridiplantae, Streptophyta, Magnoliopsida, Lamiales, Orobanchaceae. The record is from the annotation of a GenBank genome assembly.